Cicer arietinum (chickpea) is the source of this 1871-nucleotide messenger RNA. RefSeq lists its product as uncharacterized. The record is from RefSeq and is a predicted model, not a curated record. Lineage: Eukaryota; Viridiplantae; Streptophyta; Magnoliopsida; Fabales; Fabaceae.
AGUGAAAAUGAUUCUUGAUCUUGAGCUGUAGACAGCUCCAGUUCCAGAGUGCAAUGCAAAUCUGAGUUAUUUCUCCCUUCCUACAAAUUCCUUUCUUCUUCGAAUUCUCCCAAACAUUCUCACACUUCAUCUUCAAUGCUGUUGCUCUUUUUUUCAAAUUCUAUUCUCUCUACACCCAAUUUGCCUGUCACUGUAUCGCAUCAAUUUCUUUCUUCAAUUUUUGUCUAACGUCCAUUACCGACAACAAAAUCCCGUUUUGGAACCAACCCACGUCAUGAUUCACGUCUUGUUAGCUUAAUCAACCUGUUUCAGAUCUUGUGUUCCACGUUCAAUUUUGAGUAAAUAUUCAUUUCCAAUUAUAUAAUCGAUUUUUUUUUCUUCCUUUUUUGGUUAGAUUGUUUUUUUAAUUGAAAAUGGAGAUUUCUAGUGGAGGUUGUUCUCCUAGGAUUAGGUCUGAUCAUUUGAAAAAAGAGGGAUCAGAUGAAAUACGUUUACGACAAGCUUUAGAAUUGCAACUUUCUGAUAUCGUUCGUUAUGGUGAUGAUCACAAUUACGGAAUUCAAUCAAUGAAUGCUUUGGAUAUUCUCAGAGAAACCAUAAGGAUUCUUAGGUUUAAUUCAUGGGGUUUCAUGAUUAUCACUGUUUUGCUUAUUUGUCCUGUUUCUGCUGUUCUUUUGUCUAAUGUGUUAGUGGAUGAGUCUAUUGUGAAGAAUUUAACUAUUAGGCUUAUGUUGGUUGCUGAAACUAGUGGUCUCCCUUUGAGACCUAUGAUCAAACAAUCUUGUCAGCGAUUUGCCGAGACCGUAACCGCUUCUGCUAUGUGUUUUCCCUUGUAUGCAACAUUGUUGUUAUUGUCUAAAACUGCAGUGGUGUAUUCUGUUGAUUGUACUUAUUCAAGAAAGAAGUUUGAUUCUUCCAAGUUUUGUGUGAUUGUUUCUAAGUUUUGGAGGAAGAUACUUUCUACGUAUAUGUGGGCUUGUACUAUAGUUGUUGGUUGCAUCACUAUGUUCUGUGUUUUCCUUGUUGCGUUCUGCAGUGCAUUGGCUGUUCUUGGGUUUUCUCCUAAUGUUGUUGUGUAUGCUGCAUUGAUGGUUGGGUUAGUUUUCUCUGUUAUAUUUGCCAAUGCUAUAAUCAUUUGCAACAUUGCUUUGGUGAUCUCGGUGCUUGAGGAUGUUUCGGGAGCACAGGCGAUGCUUCAGUCUAGUAUUUUAAUCAAGGGUCAGACUCAGGUGGGUCUGCUAAUAUAUCUUGGAUCGACAAUAGGAAUGGCGUUUGUUGAGGGGUUGUUUGAGCAUAGAGUGAAGACACUGAGUUAUGGUGACGGAUCUUCGAGAAUGUGGGAAGGGCCGCUCUUGGUGAUAAUGUAUUCGUUUGUGGUGCUUAUAGAUUCUAUGAUGAGUGCAGUUUUCUAUUUCAGUUGUAGAUCUUUCAGUGUGGAGAACUCAAAUGGCGAAGGCAGCUCGAUUUUAGAAACUAUGGCCAUUUCUGCUGAAACAAUGGGUAUUCAAUGACAUUUCACACAGGAUAUUGAUUAUAUCAAUUGAAUUAAUAAGAUGAAGAUGAAAUGGUAAAGAUUGUUCCCUGCAAAUUGUGUUGCCAUUGAGAAACCUUGCAUCGAUACUUCUUCAGAACAUUAGAAUGUUGGAUACAGCACAUAUAUGGAGUGGAUGGCUUUCGCCUUGAUGAGAACGAGAUAGCUCUCAAUACAUGGAAAUUGCUUCUUUUAGUUAGUUUACAAACACGGAAAAACUUAAAAGCAGAGUAAUUGAUGUUUUUAGUUUCUUGUUAUGACAGUGGCAAAGGUAAUACUUUUGUAAACAAACGGAAGAAGUUAAUUUGAAUCAAAGCACAAAUUUAUUGUUCCUAUGUGA